GAAAUAAAGGGUUCUGACCACCUCAGAGAGCACAGACCCUCACCUCUUCACACAUGAUAGAACAGGAGUCGACGAGCUUCAAGAGGAGACUAGAGGAAAGGAUGGAGCUUUACUUGUGACACAGGAUGACAACUUGCAGAGUUGGACUCGCAGCGCUGUCGAUAAGGAAGGACUCUCAGACGCAGCCGAGCGUUAAGAGGACAAGAGUCGCGGAAGACCUUCGGUGUAGAAGGUGGUGAUCCAGUUUACACUUUAUCAACAUCUCACCUGAAGUCAGAAAAGAGGAUUCCUGCGCUGCGGGAUCAGGAGUCGUCCACGUUUCCUCACCUGAAGUGUCCCUUACCUUCCCCGGCGAACGUCUCUGCUGGGGGACUGGAAGAAAAACCACCUGACAGACUUGAGCUUUGCCUGAGGCGAAACAGCUCAUAUAUAGAAAGCUGGGUGAAGGACACUGACACAUUGAGAAGUGGAAACUGUGGUUGCAUGAACCAUGGAGGUCUAUACUACUUCGAGGAAACUUGCUUUGCUCUCAUUCACCUUUCUGUGGGGGCUCUCAGGCAUAUGGGCCCAGAUCAAUAUGCCCCAAAGCAGUAUGGAUGUGAUCAAGGGUCAUUUGGUGAAGCUGAGGGCCUCGUAUGAAUCGAACAGCGACGUGAGAACCCACACAAUCCUCUGGACCUUUUCUACUACCAACAACUCCCAAAUGAUCAUUACCUACACCAAGGACUCACCUCCCAUAGGCAACUCCCAGUUUAAGGACCGGAUUGGUUUCAUCAACAAGAUGCCCUCAAAAGACGUGUCAGUGUACAUCAACAACACCCAGGAGACUGACUCAGGACGCUACGUCUGCCAGAUCAUCAUACCAAACGAGUCUGGCUACAGUGGCCAACUCAGUCUGGAUGUGAAGGUCCCUCCUGCUGUUCCUAAGUGCUCCCUAACAGGGAAGUCAGUGCCGAAAGGAAACGUGACUCUGAGCUGCAAGUCCAGCAGUGGGAAGCCCAUUCCUAUGUACAAGUGGAAGAAAGUCAGUCCCACCACUGAGGUCUUCUUCUCACCCAUGCUCAAUGAGAAGACCGGCACUCUGAAGCUGAGCAACCUGAGCACUAACAUGUCAGGGAAGUACGUGUGCACAGCCAGAAACUUAGCCGGAGAAGAGAGCUGCUUCAUCAACCUGGAGAUCGUUUCCUCCAGUAAUGCUGGGAUGAUUGCUGGCGCCACAGUGGGCUCAGUGAUUGGCUUCAUCUUCCUCCUCAUCUGCCUGGUUUUCCUGAUGAAGAGGCGGCGAGACAGUGAGGAUGACAUGGCCAACGAAAUCAAGGAGGAUGCUCAGGCUCCUAAGCGUGUGUCCUGGGCUAAGAGCGGCAUGGGUUCUGAUAUCAUCUCCAAGAAUGGCACCCUGUCCUCUAUCGCCUCCAGCCCACAUCACAAAGAUCCCUCGCACCACCACAACAACCACCACCACCUGCAGCAGUACCCUCAGCGCCCCCCCUCAGACACCGCUUCUAUCAUCACCGCCACGGGCAGCAUGGCUGGUUACAGACCGUCCCGCCAUCACGGAGCCUCCACCCCCACCCACUACAGCUACAACAACAACACCACCCUGCCACGCGGACAGCCCAUGUCCUCCGGGGCCAGCACCAAUGGGAGCCCCCUGCCCGGACCAGAGCGCUACACCCAGCUGCCCCAGGCCCAGGCACUCCCGCAGACCUACAGCCAACCUCAGCUGCAGCUUCAGGCGGCUCCCUCCCCUCCACCGCUGCCCACCUCUACAGUCACAGCCUCCAACAUCACCAGGAUGGGAGGGGUGCCCAUUAUGGUGCCUGCGCAGAACCAGGCCGGAUCUCUGGUCUAACACCAGCAAGCACUGGCAGAACAGUGCUGUUGAGAAAAGAUGAAUUAAAGUUGAGGAAACAGUGGAAUACUGUCCCUUUAUACCGUCCAAAAGGGUCAACUGCUGAUCUUUUUUUUUUUUUUUUUUUUUAAGGGAACGCUUUAACUACUAUUUAGCAAAGAAUUACAGUAGAUGAAAAGAUCAAAUUCACUUAUUGACGCUUGCUUUUGCGCCAAGAUGCUUUCAUGGCAAGACUUUCAGACACAGACUGUUUACUUGCUUAAAGUAUACAUAAGUCUCUUUUAUAUUCUGUAUGCACUGUAUACAUUGCAAACUAUGUAUAGAUAUGAUUUUCAUACAUUUGUCUAGUAUCAUCUUUUCUACUUUAUCAAAGCAUUUCUAAUGUUUGUUUGUUUUUUUUCAAAUUUAGCUUUCCAUGUUGUCAUUUCUUCCAAAAAUCUUUUUUUUUUCCUCCUGCCAUGCUAAUUUUUACAACGUGAACAGAAAGAAUGAAACAAGUGGGGCAUUUAUUUGUAUUCAAGUCUCACAGAUGAGUAUACAGAUGAAAUGAGAAAGAGCCUCUGUAGGUCUGCUGUAAUGUACUUUAUGUAUCAUCUUUAAUUUAAUACUAGCUAAAGGAGGACUCAUCAAGACCAAAAUAUGUGUAAGCACAAUAUAUCAGUUCUACUCAGAGGAGAGAAUGUAGAACAAAGUGAAGUUAGUGAAGAGUGGGUGUAAUGUAUAAACAUAUUUGUAUUACUGAGUAUAUUUCUGCAGCAGACUUAUUGAAAGAAAGAUAGGACAACAUUAUAUACUGUAUAUGAUAAAGUUUGGUAAUGCAAAGUAUCCUAAUCCUUUUUUUUUGGCUUUACAUCUGUCGGUGGUUCAGCUUAUAAAAUGCUCUUAGACUCAAUUCUUUAAACACAGAUUAGCAAAAGCUUCUUAGAAUAUUGAGCACUAUUCAGAAUUGCAGUAAGGUGACUUUGCUAAUGCACAAGUCCACACUUGAGUUGUAAUAAUUUAAAGUUGCCUACAGCAUUGAAAUUGUAAAUAUAAUAUUUAUUUUCUGUGUGACAGACAGCAAAGCAUAUUGUUGGCCACAGCCUGUAUGUAACAUAUGAUAGAAGUAAUAUGUUUGCCUGCAACACUGGAUACUGAACCAAAGAUAUACAGUAUGUAUCGCUUCAUUAUGUCAACAUGCUCUCUUUAUAUGUUGUUUGUUUUCUAGUGUAGGUCAGUAGGGAAGCGUUUUGAUUCACUCCUAUAAGCUACAGUCUUUUUUUCCCAUUUGAUUGACAGAAACAUUACCAAGAAAUGGUAACAGGAAGUUGAUACAAUUUUCUCUGAAGACUCAUGAAGGUGCCUAGUCAGUAAUUUUCAAAAAUUUUUUAAUAUGAGAAGAUGAAGAUACACUCCUCCUCUUUAAAGUUGAGUACAUUUGCUAAUUUAAAACAAACCACAGAAUAUUGUAUCAAAUUCUUGUUGGCUUAAUAUUACUGAGCUAAAUAAGCAAAAACUAAACCACAAAGAGGUUUCCAACAAAAAGAAUAAAAAGAAUUGAUGUAUAACACUUUAACACAGCUGUAGCUCAUGUUACACACAGUAAAUGACACAGAGACAUUAUUCUGUGAGGCUGCUCUGCUGGCCCUUUUUUAACAAUUUUGACUUAGUUUUUACACAUGAAACAUCUUUAUUACAGUGUUAUACAGUUUAUUACAGAGUCAGAAUGUAACCAAAUCGCUAGAGACGUAAUGAUCUUAACAUAUGUGUUAAAUGUGUCUGUAUUACCCUUGUUCUGGUCACUUUCAAGUCACAUAAAGGCCUAUUUAAAUAUCAUGAGUCUGAAAAUCGAAGAAAUAUGUAUAAUGAUAGUGAUCGUACUAUCUGUCCUGCUGUAAUGUCAUUACACUGGAGAAUAUAUUUGCUGUUUCGCUUCUUUUUUUUUUUUUUUCUUUAGUGUGCACAGAAGGUCGGAAUAUCAAACCAAUCCUGAAAUGUAUCAUUUGAAACUUGAUGAUGUUGAAGGGAAACGUAACAGGCCCAUUCUGAAAUCAGUUUUGACACAAGCUCGCAGGGAAGUAACAGUGAAACACGUGUGGUAGUUGUAUCUCGAAGGUUUGUAUUGUUUUUAAUACAUGAGAGCAAAAUGGAAAGAUGAAUGUGAAAGUGGUGAAGAAGAGUUAGAGAGUACAGCUACAGUUCAUAAACAUACAGUUUUAACUUGUGAAUGGCAUUUAAAAAGUAUACAUUAUGAACAUUAAAAUGUAUUCGAGACAAGCCUUUAUUUUUAUACAGUAGUGUAUAAGAGCACAUAAGCAGAGUUUAUAAAUAGUUAAUGUUUCAUAAACUAAAGUGCUCACUGUCAGUGAGUUAUGAAUCUGGAUGGAUUGUAGAACUACUGUGUAUAAACUGGUGGCCAAACUUGUGCUUAUUUAUACAGUAGUCCUGAACUGUGGACAUUAAUGUGCGGUGUGCACUUGUAUCCUUCAUAUUUAUGUUCAUGGAAAAAGCUUUGUAUGAUAUUUUCAAUUAAAAUACAAAUGAACAA
Molecule: messenger RNA, 4379 nt
Organism: Thunnus maccoyii (southern bluefin tuna)
Lineage: Eukaryota; Metazoa; Chordata; Actinopteri; Scombriformes; Scombridae
Gene: esama
Product: endothelial cell adhesion molecule a
Exons: 9
Coding region: 491-1852 (453 amino acids)
Biological process (GO): homophilic cell-cell adhesion
Cellular component (GO): plasma membrane; adherens junction
Molecular function (GO): cell-cell adhesion mediator activity
Source: RefSeq, a predicted model, not a curated record